This is a messenger RNA of Ectocarpus sp. CCAP 1310/34, 2400 nucleotides long. The record is from the annotation of a GenBank genome assembly. Lineage: Eukaryota; Phaeophyceae; Ectocarpales; Ectocarpaceae.
CACACCUUCGACAUGAAGACGGCUGUACCGGUGCAUGCGCUAUGGGCGGGAUUCUGCGCCUUGUCGCCCUGCCAUGCAUUUGUUCCGUCCAGCAGCCUGCCUUCCUUUGGGGAUCAUUCGGUUGUCGACGGCAGAACAGCCGCGUCUUUUGACCGGCAUGGGCACGUACACGAUUGUGCAUAUGGCGCAGCCGGAUCGGCGAGGGGUAAAGGUAGGAGGCGGGCGGCUCCGUCUAGGGCGAGGGCUCAGGGCGACGCUAGCAUGGGCCUGCGCAGCGCAGCUGAGAACACCUGGAAACGGGCGCGCGGUGGAGGGAAGGGCAAGACACGCAGCGACGGCGAGCUCAAGGAGGGCAUCGCCAACUUCUACGACAAAUCUUCUGGUAUCUGGGAAGAAAUGUGGGGGGAGCACAUGCACCACGGCUACUACGUCCAGGGGGUGAAGCCCAAGAACAUGGAGCACCAUAGGGCAGCCCAGAGGUUCAUGAUCGGUCGUUCGCUCGAAUGGGCAGGGGUAGAGGAGGGAGGGGCAGCCCCCAAAACGGGAGUCGACAUUGGGUGCGGUGUGGGGGGUUCCUCUCGGGCCAUCAGCAGGAGGUACGGCACAAACAUGACGGGCAUCUCUCUCUCUCCCGUGCAGGUAGAGAGAGCAAAGAACCUGUCUGAAGCGGCGGGUCUCGGAGACAAGUGCAAGUUUCAGGUGGCCGAUGCCUUGAACACACCCUUCGACACCGACUCUUUCGACCUUGUUUGGAGCAUGGAGAGCGGAGAGCACAUGCCCUACAAGCCGAAGUUUGUUGGAGAAUUGGCCCGCAUCUGCGCCCCGGGGGGGCGUGUGCUCGUUGUGACGUGGUGCCACCGCGAUCUGGAGGAGGGGGAGACCGAGCUUACCCCUAAGGAAGAGAAGCUUCUCGCAAAGAUCAACAAGGCGUACUACCUGCCGCGAUGGUGCUCCACCUCUGACUACGUCAAGUACUUCGAGGACGAGGGACUAGUCGACAUCAAGAGAGCAGACUGGACGGACAACAUUCAGAACUUCUGGCCGGCUGUCAUCCGAUCUUCGGUGUCUUUUCAAGGCAUCGUGGGCUUGCUGAAGUCGGGGCCUGUUACCAUCCGCGGGGCGGUUGCCAUGUUGCUGAUGGUUCGAGGGUACAAGAGGGGCCUGGUGAAGUUCGCUCUCAUCACCGGCAAGAAGCCGUGAUUCUUGUUUUGGUGCAUUCGAUCGUUUCCUUGGUUUAGUCAAGGCACAAGCAGCAAUACGGGUAUGUUGUAGAAUUCUUCCACCGCGCGAGCUGACGCCUGCAUGGGGGGUUGUGUUGGUGCCAGUUUUUUAGUUAGCACCCAGUACGACAAGAAGGCCUUGCACCGUGUCACGCCACCGUAGAGCACCUUUUUCGCCUAGUGGGUUCUCAUGGUCAGCAUGAUUUUUUACCAAGUAUGCUGGAGUGUGGCCAGGACUGCGGCAAUUCACUCCAAAGGCAUCAUACGACGCCCGCAGAACACACGGUACACCAACCGCCUUCCACGUGUGCCUGUGGCUUAGGAACUUGAGGCCUUAUUUUUCCUUUUAGGCCCUCGGAUGAAGAGAUCAGUGGGCCAGCUCUCCUCCGGCCGCCCGGGCGAGGACCUCGCCCCCCCCCCAACCGCCUGCCGUUCAUUACGGGAUUCCCCCCUGCUUGUUCAAGUCCUUUCUCGGAGUAAAUUUCUCGCGUGUGAAUUACCGCGUGUAAGGUUUACCCCGUAAUUGGCCAGGGACGCACCGGCCGUUUUUACAGCAACGAACGAGCAACGACUUUCUUCCAUAUUGCCAGGCCAAAACUACAGUAGUAGGCCAGCAGCGGGUCAGGCCAGAGGGCUCCGUUCGCCUUGCUGGAAGAACACGGCACGGGGUAGACUAACAUGCCGCCGUGGGCCGGGUACGACACGGAUGCGCACGACACGGAUGCACACCGGCAGGGACCAUUUGUGCACAAAAGUUCGGUUGGUCGUAGCCUCCAGGAGGAAUAACAGCAGUGGCGGUGUUGGAUAGAGUCUAGUCGAGAGCUUUCCGAAAACAUGUCGUUUCAAUUUCACGUCUCUUGGUCGUGGAGUAAGAAGUGGAGCUAUGAGGUUCGCUCCACGGGGUGUGAUAUCUUGUGUUUCCGACGGUAAACGGAGAAGUAGUACAACUGCCGUGUAGAUAAAACUCGCAGUUACAACAGGUUUUGUUCGUUCAGCAGGCAGAAGUUUAGAGGAGCGAGUGUUUUGGUCUUGGAGACAGGGCGGCGCCGGUAGCGGCCGUGCACGGGCGAAAUUAUCCCCAAAUAUUUUUCACCGCGUCAGCAAUCGAUCAAAGUUGUCGCUGUUUUGUCGGGGCUUCCGUACGGGACCUGACGCCGGGUGCAGAACGCACGCUUUGCAU